GUACACCCUGCCCACAGGAGCCCACAGCGACCAGAGCUAAGGAAAUGCAGGGGCACAGGCCACACGUGGGCAGAGAGGAGCCAGGAAAGGCCUUGGAGGACCCCCUGACCAUUUAAUAAAUGUGUGCUGAGUGUCUACCAGAGCUGGACCCUGGCGAGGCCCUGGGAUGGAGACGGACCAGAAGCAGCAUUUGCCUUGAACAAGAGUCAGGCAGGCCCUCACCAUGCCCACCCACUUCCCUGAGCCAAUCUCGGACUAUUUUCAGUACGAUGAGUCUGCAGAAGCCUGUAACAUGGAGGACAUCGUGGCCUUUGGGACUGCCUUCCUGUCCGUGGUCUACUCCCUUGUCUUUGUGUUCGGCCUGGUGGGAAAUUUGCUGGUGAUCUUUUCCCUCAGCAACAGCCAGAAGCGCAAGAGCAUCACCGACAUUUACCUCCUGAACCUGGCCUUGUCCGAUCUGCUUUUUGUAGCCACUUUGCCCUUCUGGACUCACUAUCUGAGAAGUGAACAAGGCUUUCACAAUGCCGUGUGCAAACUCACCACUGCCUUCUUCUUCAUCGGGUUUUUUGGAGGCAUCUUCUUCAUCACCAUCAUCAGCAUCGAUAGGUACCUGGCCAUUGUCCUGGCCGCCAACUCCAUGAACAACCGGACUGUGACGCACGGCGUCACCAUCAGCCUGGGCGUCUGGGCAGCAGCCAUCUUGGUGGCAGCACCCCAGUUCAUGUUCACAAAACAAAAAGAAAAUGAAUGCCUUGGUGACUACCCCGAGGUCCUGCAGGACAUCUGGCCCGUGCUCCGCAAUGUAGAAGCAAAUGUUCUUGGCUUCCUGCUCCCGCUGCUCAUUUUGAUCUACUGUUACUUCAGAAUCAUGCGGACGCUGUUCUCCUGCAAGAACCGCAAGAAAGCUAAAGCUAUUAAACUGAUCCUUCUGGUGGUCAUCGUAUUUUUCCUCUUCUGGACACCCUACAACAUCAUGAUUUUCUUAGAGACGCUCAAUCUCUACGACUUCUUUCCGGAUUGUGACAUGAAAAGGGAUCUGAAAUUGGCCAUCGGUGUGACCGAGACAAUAGCAUUUAUCCACUGUUGCCUCAAUCCCAUUAUCUAUGCCUUUGCUGGAGAGAAGUUCAGAAGAUACCUUUCCCACCUGUACAGGAAAUGCCUGGCUGUCCUGUGCUGUUAUUCUGUCGACACCGGUUUCUCCCGGCCUGAGUCACAAACGGGCAGGCGGGAAAGCAUUCUGAGCAGCAAUUUUACCCACUACACCAGUGAUGGAGAGGUGUCCCUCCAUGUCUGAAGGGAUCCCCAAAGCCUCCUCCCUACAGAGAGCCUGGAGUUUCUGAAUCUGACACAGAAGAAUGAGGACAGAUUUUUUUCGUUUCUUACAAGCAAGAAAUGAUGGACCCAAUGCCUAAAAAAACAACCCUAAGAUGUUUUUGAGAAUUGUGCUCAAAAUUUGAAUGAUAAAGGGUGGGAAUAUUUCUUAUUGCAAAUGUCAAGACUCUUUUGUUUACAAAUGACGAAAAUUCAACUCAGACUAGCUUACCUAAAAAGGAAGUGGUGAGUAUUGUUCACACAGCAGCAUGGACGGGGGUGGCUGAGCCCUCAGAGUGUGUGGAAACCACGGCUUGAAUCUAGCUAGAAUUUCCUCUCUCUGACUCUCAAAUAUCCCGGGGUGACAGAGCUCCCAGAUUCGCAUAAUGCAGCUUUGUUAUCAGAGAGGGACUGAGACCCAUUCCUCUAGGGUCUCAAGGUCAAAAUUCCUGGGGAAGGGCUCUGAUUAGCCAAGUUUGUAUCAGAUGCCCAUCCCUGGACCAGGUGGUGGUAUCCAUAGGCAAGGGAUAGAUAAGAUGGCAGCUUCCAUUCCAAACUCAUGGUUAGAGGUGCAAGAAGAUGUAUUUCCAAGAAGCUGGAGGGGUGGGUGCUGCCCACCAACUUCACCAUGUGUCUGGCUCAGCCUCGCCUUGAUCAUACCAGCCAGCACUUACUGCCAGCCUCCUCUUCCUUAAACUCCCUUCUAUCGUGUCCCCAAACCUACAAAGGUUUCCCAGUGCCUGCUGCAUCAAAUUCAAACUUAACUGCCUGACCUCUGAGACCCUCCAUCAUGUGGUCCCACCAACAGGUUCCCCAUUGUCUCCCAUUCCCAAAGGACUGCACCUACCCUGUCAGCCAGGUCUCUCCCAUCUGACCUCAUGCGUCUCCACCUGCUUCCAGACCCAGAGGGAGAAAUAGAAAGAACCCUGGCCCAAACUAAGAAGGGAUGAUUUCUAAUCUCAACUCUAUCACUUACCCACUGGGUGGCUUAGGGCCAACUGAGCUUGUUUCCUCAUCUGUAGAAUGGAGAUAAUACUUCUUUUUCAGCUAGAGAGUAUCCUUUCCAGCAUGAAGAACCAGCCACCAACUUUUGCAGGUCCCAACCCUCUUGUCUGGUUCCCAGACUUCAGCUUUCCCCCUACCUGGCACUUAAGCAGUAGUGUUGACAGAGCUUGGAGGAGACUGCAGGCUCUGCUGUGUAAUGUAGCCCAGACACAGAGGAGGCUGGUCCCUACCGUGGCACUCAGUGGACACUCCUGGAUGUAAGAUUGAUAGCCUUCCCUGACCCAACCCUCCCAGACUGCCUUGAACGUUCCCUCCCAAUCACCUCAUGGCAAGCCCCCAUCCAUCGGGAGAGAACCCCCAAUGUUCAUGCAACAGUCGAUGUGGAGAGCCAGGGUCACAAGAGCAGCUUUCUGUUUUCAGUAAACAUUUGAGAUGUUCUAAAACUUCAAAGCUUGAAGAACAAUUGUAACAAUGCUAAAGAAAGUGUCAUCUAUAACCUAACCAUACAACAUUUCCAUUUGCCCAUCCAGACCUUGCUCAUCCCCUCACGUGUUUAGAGUUGUACUCAUAAUGUACAAUUGUAUAAUCUGCCACAAAUGGCUCUCUGUUUCCAUAGGGUUUUGCAAGGAGCAUUUCAGAAGACUUUGCCAGGCUGUGUAUUCAUUGAAGGCAUCUGACGCCUUGCUCUAUUUCUGAUGCCUCCUUGGCAGUCAGCAUGUUUGUUUAACCAAUGAGAGAAUGAAUCAUGUUUCAUCAAGAUCACGUACUGUAAUUUGCUCACCAUUACUCUGUUGAUAAAUGUUUCACUUGUUUGCAAUAUAUAGCAAAUAC
Molecule: messenger RNA, 3147 nt
Organism: Equus quagga
Lineage: Eukaryota; Metazoa; Chordata; Mammalia; Perissodactyla; Equidae
Gene: CX3CR1
Product: C-X3-C motif chemokine receptor 1
Exons: 2
Coding region: 224-1294 (356 amino acids)
Biological process (GO): G protein-coupled receptor signaling pathway; immune response; chemotaxis
Cellular component (GO): membrane
Molecular function (GO): C-X3-C chemokine receptor activity
Source: RefSeq, a predicted model, not a curated record